GCCAUUGGUGAGCCAAUGGAUAUUAUGACUGCCUUACAGCUUGUGCUCAGGAAGUCACUUGCUUAUGGUGGUCUUGCACGUGGCCUUCAUGAGGGUGCCAAGGUUAUUGAGAAGCGCACCGCACAGCUUGUUGUUCUCGCAGAGGACUGCGACCAACCUGACUAUGUCAAACUUGUCAAGGCCCUUUGUGCUGAGCACAAUGUUAGCCUGCUGACAGUUCCAAGUGCAAAGACCCUUGGAGAGUGGGCUGGUUUGUGCAAGAUUGAUUCAGAAGGAAAAGCCAGGAAGGUGACUGGCUGCUCUUGUGUUGUUGUGAAGGACUUUGGCGAGGAACAUGAAGCUUAUAACGUUGUCCUUCAGCAUGUGAAAGCUCAAUGAGUUGCACAUGAUACAUAGUUUUGUGUUUGGCUUCAUUUGGGACUUGUUUCAUGAUAAUGAAUUUUGCAAUGUAGCUGGAGUAUCUAUUUUAGGGAUUUUGAUUAUUUAAGUUUGACUAUGUUGCAUUACC
Arachis duranensis is the source of this 508-nucleotide messenger RNA. Its product is annotated as 40S ribosomal protein S12. Gene Ontology annotation, biological process: translation. Gene Ontology annotation, cellular component: ribosome; cytosolic small ribosomal subunit. NCBI's taxonomy places the organism in Eukaryota, Viridiplantae, Streptophyta, Magnoliopsida, Fabales, Fabaceae. The record is from RefSeq and is a predicted model, not a curated record. Gene Ontology annotation, molecular function: structural constituent of ribosome.